CGUAAACUUUGCGCCGUGCAUAGUUUAGCGUAAGCGGACGCAAACGCGCACGUUUCGAUCGAACCCCGGCAACAUCGGAGUGCGGCAGACGUUUUCCCCCGACUUCGGAAACAUUCCGGGAGUAUUGUUAAAGCAAACGACAGGUGUACUUCGUCACGGAGGCGACUUCUCCUGUAUACGGCCGUUAUCGCGGAGGCACGCAACGAACGACGCCACGAGAUAAGAUUCGGAGCGCGCGCUGGGAGUGCAACACCGCUGCUGCAGACUGAGCACAAGGCACGCUGCCUCCACGGUAAUCGGCGGCCGCGGCCGUAGUCUCGAAGACAAAGAUGGCGGACGUGCGAUGGACUCUGAUCGUCUGCUUGGUGUGGCUUCUCGCCGCCUGCUGGGCACAGGAAUCACGCACCGGAGGGCGGUCCUCGAGCGAUGACCUGAUGGCCAUCGAGGAUCACCUAGAGUACCCACAGCGGCCGGCCGACUACCAAACAUUCCGCAAAGAGCUCAUGUACCCGUACGACCGGAACGACCUGCAGACCAUCGACUCGAGCAAGCUGGAAAGCGAGAUCUCGCUGCAGGCCAGGCUACCCUUCUUCGGAUUCCACUACAAGUACAUCAAGGUGCACCUAAACGGAUACCUACACUUCAGCGGCGCACCGGCGACAUUCCGGUUUCCUGUGCGCUUCCCAAUGCGUCCGGAGGACACGAUACGGGAGAAAGACCCUGCUUUGAUCGCACCGUGGCUCAGCUACCAGAGCAUGGUCCAACACAUACCCGAAUCCGGUGUCUACUUCCGCCUGUUUCGCAUCGGCGAGCACAACGACCGAGACCCCGAACAGUGGCUGGAGCGUCGUGCGAUCGAAGACUUCCGCGAGGGCAUGAUCGGGGCGGCCGACUUCCGGCCCACGUUUGUGGUCAUCGCUACGUGGAGAAAUGUCACGCUGACCGGCAUGCAGAGCAAGAGCAACGUCAAGACCAACACGUACCAGGUGGUCCUGGCGAGUGACGAGCGUCGCACGUACGUGAUGUUCAACUACGAGAAGAUAGACUGGAUCGCCGUAAACGACGUCAACAACGGCGAGAACGGCGAGAACCCGUUCGUGGGUUUCAACGCGGGCAACACGACACGCUACUACGAGUUCAUCCCGUACUCCCAAGAGCCCCGCGUCAAGAACCUGCCGCAGCAUGGCGAAGGCAACGGCAUCAAGGGACGCUACAUAUUCGAAAUUGAAGAGGAGAUCUGGCACGGAUCGUGCAUCAAAUGGGAGCUGGUGCCUCACUUGAUCACGAGCCGGCCGCGGUUGACCUUCUUUCCCAAGUACGCGUCCAUGCUUGGCGGAGCUCUGAUCAACGUGACGGGUCCCUGCUUCGACCCCAACGAGAAGAUCGAGUGCCAGUUCCAGGACAUGUCGGGCCACCGGCUGCCGGCCAUCUACCGAGACACCAACCACGCCACGUGCCUCAUGCCACCCGUGUUCUUCCACGGAUACGUCGAUCUCACCGUGUCCCAGGGAAGCAGAGACGCCAUGUUCUACGGGCGCUUCUACGUGAACCCUCCAGAACUUGCGGCCGAGGACAUCGAGAUUCUGGACGACAACGACAAAGCUGAGAGGCCCGAGCGGAUGCGCAUCAAAUGGAACCCCAACAAACUCGUGAACAACAACAACACCAAUGUCCAGCUGCACCUGUGGGGUUACAACGACGACUUGGAGUACCCGCAGCUGACGUACAUCGACACACUGGCGAGCGGAAUGCGCAACGGAGAGAUGCGCUACACGCUGAACAUGGAGAUGUACCGCGAGCGCUACAACUGGGAUAAGCUGCACUUCAAGUUCGGCUUCCUCAGCAUUAACCUCACCGACGGCAGCGCCAUCGCCAAGGACUACAAGAACUCGCCGACCAUCUGGAGCCGACCGAUGCCGCUGGCUUGGUACUUCGCGCAUCAGUGGGACCGAGCGUACGGCGCCAACUGGAAGGACCGCUUCUGCAACGAGUGGUUCGAGCGGGAAAGCAACGCGGACAGGUUCGCGCUGACUUUGUGGCGCUGUCCGUGCACCAUGAAGCAGUCGGACUUCGACCGGGGACGCUUCGCGCCCGACAGCAGCUGCAACACGUACACCAAGAAGUGCGACCCUCUACACAAGGGGGCCCAGCACUGCGUCAGAACCGGAAGGCCCUCAGUGGGUGGAUCCGGACAGACCUGCUGUUACGACAUGGAGGGCGAGCUGAUGCUCACAGCGGAUACCAUGUACGGAGGACGACCGUCGCGAAUCUUCAGCUACGGUAUCCUGCCCUUCAACAGCCGCAUGAAGGUUCCGACGCUGUCCAACUGGAACAUCGACUCGAUGCCCUUCUUCUACUGCUGCCACUGGCAGCACACCAAGGACGACUCGACCUCGUGCCAGCAGUACAAGUACUGGCGCACGUCGCAAGACUGCACCGCCUACCAGCCACCGGGAUACGCUGCCGUGUUUGGCGACCCGCACUUCCUGACGUUUGACCGCGCCAACUACACCUUCACGGCUCGCGGCGAGUUUGUGUUGGUGCGGGUCAACGACCCCAAGGGCAAGCUCGAGAUCCAGGGCCGCUUCGAGAGCGUGCGCAGGGCGUUGCUCACGGAUCGCAUGGUGAACGGUACUUUCCUGAGUGCCGUUGCCGUUCGCGACAAUGUUUCCUCGACUGUCGAGAUUCACCUGCGACCCCUGGCGGCGAGGUUUAUCUACCAGCUCUACCUGGUCGUCGACAACGAGUUCAUCUACUUCUGGGACGACACCAUGCGCAUACAGCACUUCAAGGGUGUGACAAUCUACCAGCCGACCGGUUACUACAACAUGUCCAAGAUUGUGUGCAUGUUUGACUCUGGAGCAGGAGUAGAGGUCUUGGUGAAGGAUGAACAGCUGUCUAUGAACGUCUUCUUACCCGUGGAAUUUGUGAACAUCACAAAAGGGUUACUAGGAUUCUGGGAUAAGAAAAAAGAAAACGACUUCAUGCCACCACAUGGAAAUGCUUUUGUACCGAUCACGGCAAGUUUGGAACAGAUCUACCAUCAGUUCGGCAAUUUAUGGAGAUUAAAUGAAUCAAACUCUCUGUUCAACCAUGAUUUAAUGGGAUACAAGUUUGGCCAUUAUGACGACCAGUCAUUCCUACCAUACCUUGAAGAUCCCCCACGAAUACCACAGAAUUUCACGUACCGGCCACAGGAUGUUCAAGAUACAUGUUCGGGGUCAAAGGCCUGUAUAUACGACUUCAUAGUAACGGGUGACAGGCGAUACGCUGCCACAACAAAAUCAAACGAGGCUGCAGUUUAUGCCGCAGCUCAGGAAGUUCGUGAGCAAGUAAUCCGUUGCCCUGCCAUUGACAAGCCUGCUAAUGGCCGAAAAAGUGAAAUUCGAAACUUCGUGGGACGAACAGUACGUUUCACGUGCAACGAAGGAUACCGUCUAGUUGGACACGAAGUGCGGCAGUGUAAAGAGUAUGGCCUAUGGUCUUGGGGUGUUGAUGUCACCUGCAUCAGCAAUGCCAGCUAUGCACGUAAGAUAGCUGGCGUGACCCUUGGCAUUCUGCUGCCGAUAGCGCUCAUCUUCUGCAUUGUCUUCUUCUGCUUCUUCAAGCGCAACCGACACAAAAACAGCCACUACACCGGUUCCAACGGAGAUUUUAGUAAGUUUCCAGAGCGCAGGACAAAGACAUACCACGGUCCAGCACCAGAGAAAGUCAGCGAAACGACGACGUGAGUGUGGGAAAGCGUCACCACUCGACAAGCAGAGAAGAUGGAGAAAUGGCAUUUUGUACAUAAGCACCCUCUCAUUUCCAGAGCUGACAGAUAACACUUCAUGAAUCAUGCAUCUGUGUCAACGAUGACGACGUGAUGAUAUUGCUGGUUCACUUACUAGAACUAAAAUACAAAAUACAAAAAAAACUACGAGCUGUCAUACAGAAAAAAAAAAAGCGCAGAGCAUGGUGAUAGGCAUUUGCGUCUUGAUAAAGGCAGCUUCUACUGAUGACACUGGUACCUACAUCAGCAUUAUGCAAACAUGAUCAUGUUUCGAGUAGACAUGUGGUAGCUCACCCACAAAAUGAUGCCGAAGUAUACUACAAGCCUGUUUACACUAAGUGUGUUUGUAUGUGCUCACUGCACCAUUUGGCAUGCAGCGAGCAUUUAAGCAGCAGGAAACAUAAAAGCUUUCGACUCAAACAACCACGAUAAGUACACUUAUACUAGAAGUGCGAAGAAUGGUCUCCGAUACAUAGAGCGUACAACACACAAAAGAAUGGUACCCUUUCAAACACACAGAAAGAAACUUCCUUUAGAGAACUAGUUGGAUAAAUUGUUCUCCAUAGUGUUACGAAAUUUAGACUCAGUUAUAGGCUAUGUGCUUGCAUAUAACACCAAGUUAAGCUCGUACUUCUGACAGAUGAACACAUAUGCCAAAGAACACUCCUUGGCAAGGCCAAAAGCCUGUAUAUUUAGGGACUGCCAUGUAGUAAACAUUUAAAUAUGACCACCAAACAUAACAAGAUAACUAUCACAACACCUACUUACAUAGUUUUUUUUUACAUACUUAUGAGCAAGCAGCCACAGGGACUGUCAUGUAGUAAACAUUAAAAUGUGACCACCCAACAUAACAAGAUAACUAUCACAACACCUACUUACAUAGUUUUUUUUUUACAUACUUAUGAGCAAGCAGCCACAUAAUCUGCAACCGUUUUUAAGUGAAAUGAAUGUCAUGCAGUGUUUAUGUGUUGUAACAUGUUCUGAUCUUUUUAUUACAAUUGAAUAAAGUAUACCAUACGCCUUU
Rhipicephalus microplus (southern cattle tick) is the source of this 4796-nucleotide messenger RNA. It is a transcript of the gene mesh, whose product is annotated as sushi domain containing 2 mesh. The record is from RefSeq and is a predicted model, not a curated record. Gene Ontology annotation, biological process: cell-matrix adhesion. NCBI's taxonomy places the organism in Eukaryota, Metazoa, Arthropoda, Arachnida, Ixodida, Ixodidae.